This is a messenger RNA of Phyllopteryx taeniolatus (common seadragon), 2149 nucleotides long. Its product is annotated as leucine-rich repeat-containing protein 17-like. Lineage: Eukaryota; Metazoa; Chordata; Actinopteri; Syngnathiformes; Syngnathidae. Gene Ontology annotation, cellular component: plasma membrane. The transcript has 7 exons. The record is from RefSeq and is a predicted model, not a curated record. Gene Ontology annotation, molecular function: protein binding. Bases 235 to 1632 code for a protein of 465 amino acids.
ACAUCUUAGCUCAUUUUGUGUGAGGAACAAGAGGGGACACGUGCAAACAAGGACAAGCGGAGCGACUGGAUUCUUCCAAUCCUUUUGGAUUAGCUCACUUAAGUACACUGAACGACUGACCUGGGAACAGCCGGACAGGUCUAGGUGUAGGAGAUUGUGGCACCCUCUUCCCAAGCUCAGCCCUUCUGAGAGAAAAGAGAGAAAGAAAGAGAGAAAAACGCUGCAGGUUCCAGCAUGCGCGUGACCUCCUCUUUCGUCGUGUUCUCCCUGCUUCUGCUCCUGCUUCUGCCGCCGAUCGUCGAGAUGAAACGAGCGGGCAAAGGCAGAGGCCUCAGAAGAGCAAGACAAAAGCUCGCCCGAGACAGGGUGAGAGGUGUCGGCCGUCACAGCAGAUCCGACCCCCCAAGACCAGCCAACUGCUCUGAAUGGUUAGAGUCCGGGCGUGUCUUUGCAGACUGUCAAGACUGCCGCCUCAUCUCCAUUCCCAGGCCGCAGACCUGGUCCAGAGCACCCAAGUACCUCCUCUUAGCACGUAAUAGGAUCAAGAUCCUCCGUGACGAAGCCUUCGCCGGUUACGGGAGUCUAACCAGUCUGGACUUGCAGCAGAAUCACAUCUCGUUGGUGGAGGAGGGGGCCUUCGAGGGUUUGACUCGGCUCACAACCCUGCUGCUCCAGCACAACCGCCUGACUUCGCUGAACGAGGAAGCCCUCAUCCCCAUGCCCAACCUCCGCUACCUGCGCCUCUAUGACAAUCCUUUGAAUUGUCACUGUGACAUGGACAGUCUCGUACAAACCCUUCAGGUCCCGAGUAACCGUAAUCUGGGAAAUCAUGCCAGGUGUGCAGAGCCUCUUUGGCUGAAAGGCAAGAAGUUGAAACGGAUUGACCCCGAGCUGCUCUGCAAGAAGUUCAACCCGAAGGAAAAGCCACAGGGUGACCAGACUGACCCCAAAGAUCCCGUGGAGCCCAUUCCCUUCCAAAACAAACCAGAUGCCAUUACAUCCUGCCACACUUAUUACUUCCCUCAUGUACGCGUGGACUGCAGUAACCGAGGUCUAACCGAGGUGCCUGCCGGUAUUCCCGAGGACGCUGUCCAACUAGAUCUCUCCCACAAUUCCAUCCGACAUCUCAAGGGCAAGAGUUUCCAAGGUGCAAAAAGUCUGAAAACGCUGAACCUCAGCCACAACAACAUGGAGCGCAUUGACACAGCUUCCUUGUUUGGGCUCCUACACCUCCGCGAGUUGGACCUGUCAGACAACAGCCUGCAUUUUGUCCAGUAUGGGGUUCUUGAAGACCUCUACUUUCUGUCCAAGCUGAAGCUGGGGGGAAACCCCUGGGUGUGUGACUACAGCAUCCACUACAUGGUGUAUUGGCUUCGACUGCACCCGGUGGUGAGACACUCCGGCCUGUUGUGUCGCUCGCCCCCCGAAUACACGGGCGAGAGCGUGGAGGAAUACGUGCGCUCCUACAACCGAGGGUGUCCCAGAGACAGACAGCAGAGUCAGCGAGACCAAACUGAGACGGACGAGCUGCUCUGGAACUCCCUGGAAGAGGUGCAGGGCGAGCCGGAAGAGGAAGUGGAGCCCAGCCACUUGAGACAGCCUCAGAAGUACCAGAUUAUCAGACUGUCUUGAGGGAAAAUGUGCCAAAUGGGCUCUGUUUACAACUGUCCCCACUUACUUUCCAUAUUGUCAAAUAGUCUGUAUCAGAUGAAGAAUCUACUUUUGUGGUGUGUAAUCCCUCCAAAAUAUGGGAACGACCUUGAAUCUUUAAAAAAGAAAUGUUAGCUACACCACUUUGCAAGUUUAAUAGGGAUCUGUACAUUUUCCAGUGGUGUAUAACAGUGAUCCCCAACCUUUUAUCCGCCACAGACCGGUUCAUGCUAGUACAUACUUGGGAGGGCUGAGGGGCUGGGGCAGGGGCACGUUUGCCGAUGGUACCCGGCCCACGGGCCGGUGGUCAGGGACCACUGGUGUGUAAUUAUUACAAAUGUCACAAUAUUGUUGCUUAGUACACUCCAAUGUUGCAUUAAAAAAAAAGAAACAUUGAUUUAUUUGGAAAAUCUGGUUGAUUAACUUCAUAUUUAGGUUAUGCCACGUUAACUUGAUAUUUAGGUUAUUCCACAUUAAAGUUUUCAGUUUUAAAUUUGAA